Messenger RNA from Papilio polytes (common Mormon), 3147 nucleotides. RefSeq lists its product as uncharacterized. The transcript has 22 exons. Bases 220 to 3147 code for a protein of 975 amino acids. NCBI's taxonomy places the organism in Eukaryota, Metazoa, Arthropoda, Insecta, Lepidoptera, Papilionidae. The record is from RefSeq and is a predicted model, not a curated record. Gene Ontology annotation, biological process: sodium ion transport; proteolysis. Gene Ontology annotation, molecular function: protein binding; serine-type endopeptidase activity; sodium channel activity. Gene Ontology annotation, cellular component: plasma membrane.
GUUCGGGUUUCCCGACAUAGAUACACGUAUUUAUAAUAAUAGUAAAUUUUAAAAUCGUUUAUUGGAUUAGAAGUAAUCAUAAAAGAUUUUGCGUGAAAUGUGGAACGAGUGACCGUGAAGUGUCCGCCAUUUUUAUUUUUUUUUACUUAUUUUUUUAAUUCAGUGUGUAAUUGUUUUUUAUUGAAUAUUGUUCUCAUUGACAAUACUAGUUGCUUACAAAUGGCUAAAGUGUACAGUUUGUGGAAUGUUAUUUUCCUUGUUUUUGUUACGAAUCCCAUCUUCACGGCAGUUGUGAGAGAAGAGGAAGGGACAUGCGGUCCUGGUGAACUAAAAUGCGGAGAUGGAUAUUGUGUUAGCACGGACAAGAUAUGCGAUGGCGUCCCUGACUGUGUCCAUGAAGAAGAUGAACAAUACUGUGAUGGCAGUUCACAAUCGCUCGUGUCAACAUGGAACACAGGCCAUCAAAGAAGCAAGAGACAGACAACUUCUAACUGUCGUAAAAAUCAAUGGCAAUGUCGAGAUACCAGUUGUAUAAGUUUUGAUGGAAAAUGCGAUGGCAUCGUCGAUUGUCCCGAUGGCAGCGAUGAAUCGUACCCUCUUUGUAGAUCAGAGAAAUGCCAAAAUAAUUGGUUUCGAUGUACUUAUGGGGCGUGUGUAGAUGGAACUGCUCCUUGCAAUGGUAUACAAGAAUGUGCCGAUAAUUCUGAUGAGUUACUACCUAGAUGUAGGAACGAAACUGAUGAAGUAACGGGUCAAUUUAAAUGUGACAAUGGCCAGUUAAUAUCCGGUUUCAAUCAUUGUGAUGGUGUCGCCGACUGUAGUGAUGGCUCGGAUGAGACAGUGAAGGCGUGCGCAGCGAAAGUCUGCCCGACUUAUUUAUUUCAGUGCGCGUACGGCGCUUGUGUGGAUCAGGGCGCUGAUUGUAAUGGGAUUAAAGAAUGCGCUGACAAUUCAGACGAGUCCGAUGAACUUUGCAACAGAAUAUCAGGACCAGUAACAACUACACUCAAACCAAUCGCCACUGGUCCUUGUGUACUCCCAGCAUAUCCUAACCAUGGGUCCUAUGUGGUGAAGGGUGCACCCACAGCAAGCCCUGGGCAAGGCUUUAAGAGCUUCGCCCUCAUCGUCAGCUGCUACCCAGGGUAUGCACUGGAUGGGAACGAAUCGGUGUUAUGUUUCGACGGGAUAUGGGUACCACCGAUGCCUAGUUGUAUACGUUAUUGCAAAUUAUCUCCACAUCCAAGCGUAGACUACCGCUGUCUACUCUCAGACCAGGCGGGAGUAGAAGGUAGUAGACCUUGCAAGCAAUACGAGCCAACUGGAACUGUCGUCAAACCUGAAUGCAGACGUCCUAAUUACUACGCCUCGGGGACUUUGCCCUACAUGAGGUGCUCCGACGGAAGCUGGGACUAUACCGCCACUUGCGUACCAGAAUGCGGCAGGGUAACACCGGAAGGGGAAUUCCUUAUAAUCAACGGUACUAACGCGGAAAGGGGAGAGUUACCCUGGCAUGCAGGAAUUUACUCAACAGAGUCCACCCCGUACAUGCAGAUAUGCGGGGGGUCACUUGUCUCAACUCAUGCUGUUAUAUCCGCCGCCCAUUGCUUUUGGAACGACGUAAAAAAGCAACGCCCAGCAGAGAACUACGCGGUCGCUGUGGGCAAACUCUACCGCCCUUGGAAUUUGAAAGAAGAUGUCGACGCACAGAAGAGUGCUGUAAAAGAGAUCAAAAUCCCGCCUCGUUUUCAAGGAGCAGCUUCCAAUUAUCAAGACGACAUAGCUUUAGUUAUACUGAAGACUAGGAUAGAGUACAAAUAUUAUGUAAGACCGGUCUGUAUGGACUUCGAUAUCAACUUCAAUAGACGACAGCUGCAACCGGAUAAGAUAGGCAAGGUGGCAGGUUGGGGUCUAACAGCAAUAGAUGGUAAAGCAGCGUCGACCUUACAAGUGGUCAACAUUCCUUAUGUAUCUAUAGAGAAAUGUAUCGCAACAGCACCUCCAGGCUUCAGAGAAUACAUCACUAGCGAUAAAAUAUGCGCGGGAUAUGAUAAUGGUACCGCUCUCUGCAAAGGUGAUAGUGGGGGAGGGUUAGCGUUCCCUGAGCUAGAUAAGGGUAUUGAAAGGUUCUACCUCCGAGGGGUAGUAUCCACUGCCCCUAGUAAUGAACACCUUUGCAAUGCAAAUACCCUAACUAUAUGGGGCGUAGCGGAAGUCUCCCUUGGUCAGUUCCAGCGAUACAAUGAGAACCCGACUGUAGUCACGUUGGAAAAGGACUUCCGAUCUUGGCGUUUCACACUACCAGGGGUUACUAUAUGUGAUCAGGAUCGAGUUAAUCCAGAUAAAGCGAUACAUGCAAUCAGGAAGCGUUGGCAAGUCGAACCUGGGGACAUCAAGUACGACUACUAUAGACGCUUUGUAACUGUCGUCGCUAACUCCGAUCUGUUCCAUCUAGAAGGUUACCAGGAGUUCAUUUAUGAUGAGGAGCUGAAUGUGGAUUUGUACCAACUGGCUGUUGACGUGUUACCAGAACAAUUGGUGAAGACGAUCUGGUCGCGGGAAGUUGCAGCGAAUUGGACGCCGGUGAUGACGGAAGCUGGGAUCUGUUACGUGAUCAAUUCGGUUGCUACCACAGACGUAGCUAUCAAUACUACAGGAAACAUACCAUCAGAGCCACUAACAUGCAAAUAUUCCUCUCUUAGCUGUUAUGUCAUGUUUGAGUCGCCAAAACCAUUUGAUAUAUAUGUACACUCACCUUAUGACAUCAUGGAUCUAACAACACUGGUCACACGGACUUUCCUCACACUGAACCGUAUUAGUGAACUGAGCGUAAUGGAAACACGCACUGGUAGAGAAGUAAGAAGUCUACGACCACAGCGAAGAAGAUGUCUGUACAAUAAUGAACCUGUCGAGAAGAAUAGACAGAGGGCACGCCGUGCGGUCCGGCCGGCAUGUGGUGUUUAUCUGGCCACAGAUCCCAACUUGCCAACUUCGGUGGACAGCGUUGUGUUUGCAACCAACAGUGUGUUGACGCUGUAUUCAGAGAGAUAUCCAUUGUUGACCAACUCUGGGAUCGAGGACCGUUCCAGAAUCGUGCUGCUGUCAGGUACACCGUACAAGCACCAAGGACAAGAUACACAAGAGAGAUAG